Messenger RNA from Durio zibethinus, 3359 nucleotides. RefSeq names its product RNA polymerase II C-terminal domain phosphatase-like 2. The record is from RefSeq and is a predicted model, not a curated record. Lineage: Eukaryota; Viridiplantae; Streptophyta; Magnoliopsida; Malvales; Malvaceae. Gene Ontology annotation, molecular function: RNA polymerase II CTD heptapeptide repeat phosphatase activity.
UUACACAAAAUCCGUAGGUUAGAAUCAGGGAGGCAGGGAGAGAAAGCCCAGCAAGGAAAGGAGAGAGAGAGAGAGUAAGAGAAGGGAGAGGGAAAAAAACAAAGUUCACUUCACGGAAUCCUCUUUCGCCCUCAAAUCUCCGCACAUUUACUGUUUUACCCUCUAUUGAAAAUUUCUUUCUCUUUAUUAUCGAGUCAAAGUGGAUUUUUUUAAUGAGUCGUUUAGGGUUUAAAUCGGUGGUCUAUCAUGGAGAGAUUUGUUUGGGAGUACUGGACACUAUCCCUGUAUCUGAUACGAAUUUCCAAUUCCCAAACAACGAAAUUCGAAUCCACCGCAUCUCCCCCACCAGCGAACGAUGUAUUCCUCUUUCCAUUCUCCAUACGAUUUCCUCAUUUACCGUUCGUUGCAAGCUCGAAUCCUCUUCUACAGUCGAACAACAGUAUUUGAUUCACCUCCACGCCUCUUGCUUCUACGAAUUUAAGACGGCGGUGGUUUUGGUUGGAGAUGAGGAGUUUCACUUGGUGGCAAUGCCGAGUAAACAAAAGAAGUUCCCUUGCUUUUGGUGCUUUUCGGUUCCUAAAGGACUGUACAAUUCCUGUUUAGGGAUGCUUAAUUUAAGGUGUCUCGCAAUUGUUUUCGAUCUUGACGAAACUCUAAUUGUUGCCAACACAAUGAAGUCGUUUGAGGAUAGAAUCGAAGCUCUUAGGGGUUGGAUUGCGCGGGAGACUGAUUCAAUUCGUUUUUCGGUGAUGUCAGCUGAAUUAAGAAGGUAUAUGGAUGACCGGUUGCUCUUGAAGCAGUACACGGAGAGUGAUUGCGUCGUUGAUAAUGGAAAAGUAUUUAAAGUUCAAAUGGAAGAGGUUCCUCCUUUGUCUGAUGGCCAUGAGAAAGUUGUUCGGCCUGUGAUUAGGUUGCAAGAGAGAAAUAUUGUCCUUACUCGUAUCAAUCCGGAGAUUCGUGAUACCAGUGUGCUUGUGAGGUUACGUCCUGCAUGGGAGGAAUUGAGAAGCUAUUUGACUGCGAAAGGACGAAAACGCUUUGAAGUAUAUGUUUGUACUAUGGCUGAAAGAGAUUAUGCAUUAGAGAUGUGGAGGCUUCUUGAUCCAGAGGCACACCUGAUAGGUUCAAAGCAACUACUGGACCGAGUUGUUUGUGUCAAAUCUGGUUUCAGGAAAUCUUUGCUAAAUGUGUUCCAAGAUGGCAAGUGUCAUCCACAGAUGGCCAUGGUCAUUGAUGACCGUUCAAAGGUCUGGGAGGAUAAGGAUCAACCUCGAGUUCAUGUAGUUCCUCCGUUUGCUCCAUAUUAUGCUCCUCAGGCAGAGACAGCAAAUGCAGUCCCAGUCCUCUGCGUAGCAAGAAAUGUUGCAUGCAAUGUUAGGGGUUUGUUUUUCAAAGAGUUUGAUGAGAAUGUAUUACGGAAAAUAUCUGAAGUUUUUUACGAAGAUGAGGUGGUAAAUCUGCCUCUUGCCCCUGAUGUGAGUAGCUAUUUGAUGUCAGAGGUAACUAAUUUGCAGGAUGCUGGUUUUGCUCCAAAUGGGAACAGUGGUGCUCCUAUCAGUGAAGGAAUGAAUGGAGUUGAAGUUGAGCACAGAACGAACCAAUUAUUUAUUCAGGAGGAGAAGCAUGUUUUGGACUCUUACACUCAUCCGGUAACAAAUAACCCUGAGUUGAGGUCGGAAACCUCUCAGCCUCCUGUUACAAAUGAUGUUGGUCCUGCAUCUUCAAUAACACCAUUGCCUUCUCAGGGACCUAAUUUACUUGGAGCUGCUGGUCUGCUUUCAAAUCCUAUGUUGCUUGGAGCUUCUGUAAGAACAGAUAACAGUAGUGAUAGUGACUAUGACAUGAAGAGAAGAGCCCUUGGCACAAAACAGGGUUUAGACUUGAGGAAUCAGGGCUUGAUCCAACCUCCACUCCUAGCUAAAUUACCAGUACAGACAUCUUCAUCAUCUGUAUUGCCUCAGGGAGGUUGGUUGGUGGAAGAAGACAUCAAUAAAGCACAUCUAAAUGAUCAAUCAUCAGGCUCUGUGCAGGAAUCUGAUUCAACAAAAUCUGAUAAACUGCGAGGUUAUGAGAAUCCAUUUUCUCAUACUGCACCAGGUUCUGUUUCCACUGGUUUACAGACACAUGCAUCCCAAGUGAAGGUUGAAGAGGCAUGUCCUGGAGUUGAUACACCAAAACAGAAUGUUCCGCCUGCAACUCAUGUUUCAGAGAUUGGUGGGACUCAGAAUCAUGUGGCUUCUAUUAGAAAAGAAUUGCAGUCUGAAGGUGAAAAAUUGAAUCUUCUACCCUCGCAUUUGUCAAUAGGUGUUCUACAAGAAAUUGGACGAAGAUGUGGUUCAAAGGUUGAGUUCAGGUCUGUGGUAAGCACCAGUAAGGAUUUGCAAUUUUCUGUUGAGGUUUUAUUCACUGGUGAGAAGAUUGGUGUUGGAAUGGGCAAGACAAGGAGGGAUGCUCAGCAGCAAGCUGCUGAACUUGCUCUUCAUAAUUUAGCAGAAAAAUAUGUAGCAUACACAGCACUUCAUUCAGGAGCGGUGGAUAGAGAUUUCAAUAAGCUUUCUCUUGGAACUGAAAAUGGAUUUCUUUGGGGCGUGAAUACGACAUCAAAUGAAGCUCUAAGAGAAGAUGGUUUACCUAAAGAUAAUACUUCUGAGGUUGCUGAAGUUGAACCUGGGAGUAAUUCGUCCAGUCUAGUAAAUCAACCAGUGCAAAAGCGUGCCAAUUCACCAAGAUUGUCUGAAUCUAUGCCAAGCAAACGUUCAAAGGAUGAAGUUCUGCGUCGAUUACGAAGUCUAUCAUCCUCACCGGCAACCCAAAAAUGAGCAUCCUGUUCCAUGAAGAGCCAUGAGAUGGUUUUGAGGCAAAACAAAUUUAGCAUAGCAGAUUUACACAUUCCAACUUUUGCGAGGUUGGAGUCAUUAAGUAAUGCUGAGGUGAAUAGAUCUGUUCUUAAGUUUUUUGUUUUUGUUUUUUUUUGCCCUGUCAUUUCCUGCUUUGUGUAUGAUCAAAGUUGGAGCUUGUCCUCAGAUCUUGUAAUAGGGGGUCAUCUAUGAUCAACACAAGUUUCUUCACCUGAUCCAACGAUUAAAAUUUCCCUCUUGCCACAAUCAUCCAAUCGUUCAACUCUUUCUUGCAAUAGAAUGUGCAAAUAUAUUUGGCACUAGCAGACGUGAUGAAUUCUAUUUUAUACCAUUGUUAAGAAGAAAAUUAAAAUUUAUCAUGGAACUAGCGUUUCUCAUUCUUGCAUAACAUUUAUGCAGAACAAUCCAAAAACAUAUUUCAAUUCUAUGUGAUUAGUAGUAAGUUUUAAAAAAAAUCAAAACAUUUGCAUAAAAAAAACAAUCUAGUAACAUAAUUCUGAU